AUGGCAAAAUCUACAGGUCUAGAUAAGAUCUCAACUAAGCUAAUAAAACAAGCAGGCGAUACAAUAACUGAAUCACUCCUAGAAGUGUUUAACCUAUCUCUUAGGACAGGAAUAUUUCCAGAUGAUUGGAAAUUUGCCAAAGUGACUCCAAUAUAUAAGUCAGAAAACAAAACCUUAUGUGAAAACUAUAGACCGAUAUCAGUCAUUUCGAAUAUCGCCAAAAUAUUUGAGAAAUUAGUCUGUAGACAACUAAAUACCUUCCUGGAUAACAACAACAUAAUUGUAAAAGAUCAAUCAGGUUUCCGUCGCAAUCACCCAACCGAAACCUCGUUACUACAAUCUACUGAAAUGUGGUUGAAAUCAAUGGACCAGGGUCAAAUAAAUGGGGUUAUUUUCUUAGACCUGAAAAAAGCAUUUGAUACGAUUGAUCACCAGAUUCUAUUGUCAAAACUACAAGCUUAUGGGAUACGCGACCACACGCUCAAAUGGUUCCAAUCGUAUUUAGAUCAAAGAAAGCAAAUUUGCAUGCUAAAUAACUGUAAAUCUGAUAUUGAAACAAUUCGUUGUGGAGUACCUCAGGGUUCAAAUCUUGGACCUCUACUAUUUCUCAUUUACAUAAACGACCUCCCAAACUGCCUAGAAACAACACACUCUAAUUUAUUUGCUGAUGACACAAUUUUAUCAUGUCAAGGGCAUUUAUCCAUAGAUAUUGAAUACAAACUUAACAAAGACCUAGUAAAUGCUCAAAAAUGGUUAUCAGCGAAUAAACUAACAUUAAACGACGAAAAAACCAAAUAUAUGAUUAUUGGAUCUCGGCAACGAUUAAAAAACUCAGAUCACGUGCCAAAAAUCAGUAUAAACGGACAUCAAAUUGAACGAGUUUAUAAAAAGGAAGCUUUGGGUAUAGUUAUAGACGAUAGACUUAGCUGGAAUAGGCAAAAUGAAGAACAAUGCAACAAGAUAUCAAAAAAUAUUAAUCUGUUAAGAAAAGCCAAAGAUUUUGUUGGCCUAGAUACGCUCAAAAUUAUGUAUAACGCAUUAGUCGCGCCUCAUUUUAACUACUGUUCAACUGUUUGGCAAAAUAACAACCAAACACACUUAGACAAAUUAUAUAAGCUUCAGAAACGAGCAGCAAGAAUAA
This is a messenger RNA of Paramuricea clavata, 1141 nucleotides long. The record is from the annotation of a GenBank genome assembly. Lineage: Eukaryota; Metazoa; Cnidaria; Anthozoa; Malacalcyonacea; Plexauridae.